AUGGCUGAGAAAGGGGUGAGAUAUACUUACAGGUAUAGCACGACAAUUACCAGCACCCUUCAUGGCUCCACUGGUGGCAGGAAUGGUCUGGCUUUGGACUGUCUGGUUGAUAUUGACGUGGUCUCCAAGUGUCACCUAAUGAUGCAGAUGAGGAAUCCACAGAUAAAACGGCUUUCCCCUCAAAAGGAGCACUCUGUGCAGCAUUUAAAAAGUCUGAGGGAGUCACUGGAGAGAACACGCCUCAAGUUCUCCCUCCAGAGGGGGAAGGUCACGGCCCUCUGUCUGCAGGAGGGGGAGCAGGUGUGGGCUCUGAACAUUAAAAGGGCUCUACUGAGCAUGCUCCAGACGUCCCCCAUGGCUUCCAAACUGACAUUAGAAAAUGAGACGGAUGUGUACGGCACCUGCAUCAGCAGGUACGAGAGGCGAGGACUCAUACUGCUGAAGACCAGGGAUCUAAAACAGUGCCAUCAGUCCAGGCUGGCAAACUUCUGGCCUCAUUCAGUUGCUCUGAGUGAAGACACAUCAGUGCAUUUGGAGCUACAGUGUGCUCAGCGCCAUGGCUCCGUAAUGGAAGAGGUUAACUGUACUGAGGCUGUAUCCAUGAUGACAUGGUCCAGGACUACAGGGCUCGUGAAAACCCAAACAGUGUCUAAGCUACUCUUGCUCAGAGCCCAGCCAGGAACUCCUCUAGGAGCAGAUUCCUUAGGCACUCGUGUGCCAGCUGACCUUCACUUUGAGGAUGAAGGAGCUGCAAGGCUGGGAAAAACUAGACCAGCAACACCACAGGAAGUCGGUCAGACUGUCAGGAUGUUAUGCAGCCUCACCUCAGACCCACAACUGGUAUCGCAAGAGUUUAUUCAACUGGUGUUCCAGCUGAAAGAUCUGACUAUCUCUCAGCUCAAGACACUUUGGCAAGAAGCUUCUUUCAAGUGCCGCAAUGACUGGCAGCCGCUAUUGGAUGCAUUGCCGGCAUGUGGAUCUGAAAACUGCAUCAUAUUACUGACUGACCUGAUGAGGAACAAAGAGGUGGAGGAAGAGCAGGCUCUCUCUCUCCUUACCACCAUAUCCCUCAUCCCUCACCCAUCGGCAAAGAUAAUCUCCUCCAUCAAUGCUUUAACAGAGCUCCCAGAGCUGCGGUCCAAGGCUCUGUUGGCUGGAUCAUCUCUAGUCUAUCAGUUGUGCCGGAGGUCUCUAAACUCCUGCACUGAGCUUUCUCAGGUACAGACCUUCAUGCAGAUCCUUGAGAAAACCCUUCAGGAGGGCUGUGAAGGAGAAGAACCCACUCAAGUUCAAGAGGUUCUUUAUGCUUUAAAAUCAGUGGGAAACACUGGUGUGUCUGCUUCUGCCUUCAUUCCUCUGCUAAGCCGUUGCGUGCUGAGCUCCUCAGCAGCCCUGCAGCUUAGGCUUGCUGCAAUCCAUGCCUUCAGACGCUUUCCCUGCUCAGCUGAUAGGUCUGUGCUGUUGCAGCUGUACAGCUCUUCCCAGGAGGAUACUGAGGUCAGAAUCGCCGCAUACCAGCAGCUCAUGCGUUGCCCUGACCUGGAUGUGUUUGAAGUGGUGAAGACGACCCUGAGGAGUGAGACUUCCAGUCAAGUGGGCUCAUUCGUGUGGAGUCACCUGACUAAUGUCCUGAGGAGCGAGGACCCCGGAAAGCAAGCCCUCAUUGAGUCGCUGCCCGAUGACAUUAUCAGCAGAGAUUUUGAAGCCGAGUUUUUAAAAUAUUCCUCCUAUUCAGACUAUACUGCCUCAUCAGCCGUCGGAAUCAAGAAUGUGGAAACAUCUUUAAUUUUCUCCCCAAAAUCCUUUCUACCGAGAUCUGCUUCUGCCAACUUAACCGUGUAUUUUCAUGGCAGAGCCCACAACCUUCUGGAGGUGGACCUUCGUGUUGAAAAUGCUGAACCAUUUUUGAAGAGCAUCUUUGGCCAGCAGCAGACAGAGAGAGAAAACACAACUCAAAGUGGAAAGCACGAGGCCAGGAGGACAAAGAGAAAGAUGGACGAUGGGCGUAGAGGAGAAAAAGAGACGUGUUUAUCGAGCACUGACAGCUACCUGAACCAGGCCCGAGCAAUGCUGUUUGGAAGAAAGAAAAUGGAUGAGAACAUGCCCAACUGCUGGGUCGGUGUGAAGGUGUUUGGGAAUGAGCUCAGCAUGUUCACAUGUGAAGAUCUCUACAAUCAAAUCAACCAGGUGUCGCUGAGCAUGGCUGGACUGGCUGUCAGACUGCUCAAGGGUCAUGAGGUGCAGCUGAACCACAGAUCCACUUUGAUGGCGGAGGAGCUGGCUUUGCCGUCUCUGUCUGGUUUACCCGUCAAACUGGGCAUCAACAUGACCUCCCUUCUUUCACUGCAUCUGAAAGGCAGAGUCAACUACAGGGAUUAUUCCCAUUUCUCCCUGAAUGGAUACAUCAAACCCAAUGCCUAUGUGAGUCUCUCGGCCAGGAUGGGGGUUGACGGGGCUCUGGGUCAGGCUGCGGUGGAGUGGGUGGCUGAGCUGAGGAGCUCCACGAAUCUGGACGGCAGCAUCCAGCUGCAGGAGGGGCAAGAUUUCAGGGUCACGCUUAACACACCUGAGGACUUAAUGGACAUCUUCUCUCUCAGCUCGAGAGUGUUUCAGCUCAGUGGAGACCACAGAGAGGAGAUAAAGGGGCCAAAGAGUCGAGUACAGAAGACCACCUGCACACCAAAAACCUGGUCCAAGAUGGUGGGUUGGCAGCUGUGCUCCAACACCUCUUACCCAUCACUUGCCACAGGUGUUGCUUUCCUGCCCUCUGGACCAGUGCACCUCUCCCUCAGGCUGCUGAAGCUGGACAGAGGCCUCCAUUACUAUCUGCUUGAGGCUGCUUACUCAGUACAUCAUCAGAGAGGGACCUGGCUUCCCAGGGAGGCCUCCAUCCACCUCCUGCUAGCCACUCCUCAGUCCUCCAUCCCGAGAGACAUGUCUCUGGAUCUGGCCUUCAGCCCUCGCAGACUGCUGCUGAAGAUCAUUCAUCCUCUUAAAAGCAUCCAUUUACAUGGUCAACUUGAGCAAGAGAGGAACACCAAGUCAGGAAAGCUGGAGCUCAUGAUUGAUGGUGUUCAUUAUUACAUCAUGGGUUUGAUGGACACCCAGACCUUCCUGUCGGAGCAGAGGACUCGCUACCACCUUGAAGCCAAGAUGGCCCCUGAUCGACAUCCCAUGAUCCUAUCUGCUAAUAUAACUCGUGGACUGGGGGGGAAAACCAGCUUUUCUGCCACUGUGAAGAACGUGUUCAGAGAGCCUGCAUCGCUGUUGGUGGCCCUGGAACGCAGGCGGGAUGGCAGCAGCAAGCAGUACUCUGUCGAGGCAGAGCUCCUCCUACCUGGUGUAGUCGGCAGCAAGACGCUCGGGGUGAUGGAGCAGAGGGGCUCACUGUGGAGCUCUGUGCUCAGGCUCAAGUAUGGUUUGGGAGCUGACGCUCGCCACCUCCAUCAGGAGUGCUACACAUCUCAGAGAGUGAGGAGCGAGAGGGACGCAAACCUCACAUACAUCAUGAGAGCCGAUCAUGAAUUCUACUGCACCAGCACCGCUCCUAUUAACCAUAAGAUCCACCUCAGGCACGAGGAAAGCUUGAGCCACGUUAAAUCGUCUUUGGACAUUAGCUACGGCAAACACUGGGAUGAGAUAAACAACAAACACACGCUUCUCCUGAGCCAGUCUUUCAAAAACCAGUCCACAGAGAAUCACACCCACUACACUCUGGAGUUCAAUCUCCAGGCACCGGAGAAAAACAUAAACUACAGGACUCAGCUACUACACUCUCACCUGACACAGCGAGGAUCUGAGAGAAGCACUCACUUAAAAAUCAAUUACAACAAUCUGAUGCCGCUGGUGGCUGGAUUACACUGGAAAAGCCCUCCUAAAGAUGCCCUGCACAAGAUAUGGGAGGGAUCGUUUAAUAUGGACACACCAUGGCUGUACAUUUACACUGCACAUAAGUUAAACCAGCUGCAGAGCCAUACGCUGCAGCUGACCUCUGAGCUGACAGCCAGCAAGUGGCUGACCAUCCGUAAUCUGGUCCUGGAGGGUUUUUACAGGGACAAGGGGAGAGAGAAGGAGGCCCGAUUGGAGCUCUACACACCAGCAAUUACCUACCUCCAAGCGGGGGGCUGGGGUUUGCUGGGGAAGCGGAGUGUGAAGGCCUCAUGCUCCUUGAGCUCGCUGUGGACUCCUCCCCUCCAAGGAGACAUUUCUCUGGAGGCUUCUAAGUUCAGCCACACCCUGCAAAUGGCCUCCACCUAUGGCAAGCAAAAUGUAACCCUCGCUGCUGCCCUGACCGCUGCUGAUAAGAAUUUGAAAAAGAGGCAAGGGAUUCUGAAGAUGACCUACACAAAGCCAAAGAGUCCACCCACUGAACUGGAGCUCGAGGGAGUAGUAGAGGAGCUGAGGAAGGACAAGAGGAUGUAUAAGAAAACUGCCAUGCUCCAACUCAGACAGCCCUUCCAGACCUUUCCUCCAACUCUCCUCCUCCGGGAGACUUUCACCGUCGACCUCCUCAAUGGCCUCUAUGUCCUGGAGUCCAAGGCUGGUUUCAGUGACAACAGAGAGGUCGUCCACACCCUGACCCUGGGCUACCGACCGCCGAGCCCUUUUGUUUGUUCUGCACUGAUCCACCCUUUCAGCGCUGAUGCUAUUCCAUCAGACUCGGAAAUCUGUGUGACCGUAACCAGCAACCAGCUGCAGCUCCCCUCCUCUGCUUUAAUAGAGGGAGAUGUACUUUGGACCCCAAAAAACAACAAUAACUUUGAUUACCAGGCCAAAGGGAAACUAAGAAUAGAGCGGCAAGAGUGCCAGCUUUCUGUGCAGCUGAAUGGAACAUCAGGCAGAGUUGGUCUGUAUUCAUCUCUUCGUCACCCCUUCAAAUCAAAGAUUCCCAAAACAUUAGAGGCGUCUGCAGACAUGUCGAUGGUGACUGGCAAAGGGAGCAGCUCGGUGCGUGUGAGGGCUGAUGGGAAGGACAAGCUGAAGCUGAAUGCGGACAUGUCCCACUCCAUGCAGAAGGGAGACAGAGGUGUAGGGCUGAGGCUGAACUUAUCCCAGAGCCUGCUACCUACAGCCACGGAUCUACAUGUAAACAUAGCAGGGAACGUGUCCUCAGACAGUGUCUUUCUACGUGGCUCCUUCACGCAAGGAAUGCAGGUUCUGCUGGCCCAGCUCAAGGGGUCUUUGAAACACUCACAGGGGAUCCAGAUGGCUGUGACAGGGGACUUGAGGCAUACCGUGACCAGCCUAGAUUUCCUGCCUUCAGUCCUCGGGUUGGAUGGGGCACUGGGGCAGUCUGACAGUUUAAUCGAAGGACAGCUGAGAGUUAGAUUGAUGGAGACAGUGUACAGCGUGGAGCUGCGACACCAACGAGAUCCCGGAGAAGCUUUGGAAGGAGAUGAUGAAGAAGGGAUGAUGGGAAAGAGGUCCCACAGGGCCCACGACUGGCUGUGUGUUUGGUCCGGGGAGGAGCAUUUGUGUGUGAAUGUGAGCCGCCAGCGGGGUAGUCGAGGGACAGGAGAGAUCUACACACGACUUUCUCACUCUUUCCACGUGCUCAGAGCCACAGGUGUACCUCCCAACAGUAGUGUUGAGGUUAAAUGGGCUCAGAAAGGUGAUGGAUUGUCAGUCCUGGGAGAGCUGCAGGUUGGACUUGAACAUCUUAGAGCUGAGUUUCAUGGAGGCAGGACAGACCACGCCAACCCCCAGUGGGUAUUCUCCUCUAGGCUGCAGCACCAAGUGGAAGCCCUGCUUAAAAGAGGCCUGACACCCUCCUUUGAGGCUAAAGCGCAUUACCAGUUAGAAACAGAAGGACUGGACAUGGGCUUGGUCCUUUACAUGCAAGAUGUGAGAGCUGCUGACAUCCUUUUAAAAGUUGGAUCAAGAAAUACAACAACUACUUUGGUAGUGUCUCUAUGGCAACAGAUGAAGCUGCUCCAAGGACUCGUACCCACUUACUUACAGAUGAACUGCACAGGGGACGUCACCACAGACCGGCUCUCCGCUCACUGCUAUGGAAAUGUGGCAGACAGCCCCGUGGAGGCUCUCCUGCCUCCACAGACGUCAUUCAACGUCUCCAUCACUCGGUCUGGCUGUUCCACAGAUCUCAGCACUGUCCUGCAGGCUGAAGGAGCACAGAAAGGCAGUCUAAACCUGUCUCUAACUUGUGAUCCUCAGCUUAGUCUCCGGGCAUCUGUACAGCACUCUAUUGAGCCAAUAAAGAAGCUGCAGUUUCCUACCCACGGAGAGCUAUUCCUAAACGUCUCAACUGCCCUUCUGCCUGGUGUGGAGGUCGGCCUGGAGGUCGGACGUUGUUUUUUUAGGGGUAACGUAGGGAAAGUCAAGGCUUCACAGACAGAGACUGAGCAGACUUCUUACACUGUUAAUGUGAGCAGCUUCUGUCCUCCUCUGCAGGAAAUGAAACUGCCUGCGUCCCUGGCUCUGCAGGGCCUACUCAAGGUUAUUCCUUGCCAGCUGACUCUGUCCGCCUCUGUGAGGGCAGAUGAUCAGAACCUCUCUCUAGACAUGAGCCAGUCCUGCAGGAGUCCAAACCUCUCUGGGGCCCUGACUCACUCCUUCCUCUGGCUGAGUGGUCAGGGUGUACCACAGAUCAUUUCUAUAGAUGCUAGUGCUCCUGAAGGCCCUGAACAGCCUGGAAAUCUAUUCAUCAAAGUUGGGACGUGUCACUUUAGAGCCACUCGAGUUAUGGAAACCAAAGGACGAAAAGAGUGGCUGCUGGCUCUGGAGUCUAUGUGCCCUCUGUUACAGGCUAAUAUAAAUGGCUCAGUGCAGCAGGAUACUCGGGGUAUCUGGACAGUCAUGCUGGGCACUGAUAUGGAGGGCAGAAGGGCUUUUCUGAGGCUUAAUGUAAGGGCCUGGCCAGAGCUCAGUGUGGAUGGUGAACUCAGCCAUGACCUUCCUGCCCUCAGAGAUCUGCCUAAAAACAGCAGACUGAGGCUAAGCAGCAGGUCAGGAAAACUACGAUUUGACGCCGAAGCCCUCGUUCAGAUGGAGGAGUGUGCCGUCACAGCCAGUGGAGCUGUGAUGUCCCAGCUGGGCCUGCAGGGGUCGCUGAUGUAUCACAACAACUGUACAAUGAUUCAGGAGUUGGGCAGUCCAGACAGGAUGCAGGCCUCUGGGUCCCUGGUUGUGUCCUCAACCUUUGCUGAAUCCCAGGUCUCAAUGGCGAUCGACAACGCCAGGUUGCAAACUUUAGUGUUGAUCAAUAAAACCAAGGACGAAAAUGAAGCGACUCUUAAUCUAAACCACUCUGUGCCCCUGUUGAAGAAGCUGGGUCUCCCGCUAAACGCUGCAGUGACAAUGAAUUCUGGGAGUCAUAGGAAUGGUUCACACUUUUACAGAUUCAACAGCAGUGCAGGAAAUCAAAUGGUAAGUCAUGCUGUGUCUGUGGCAAAGACGUCCGACACAGUGAGAGUAAACAGUCAUUUUAGACACACAGUGAAUUGUCUGAAGAAGCUGGGAGUCCCUGCCAACAACAGCAUCCAGGUGGAGUUUGGUUCUGCUGAGGGGAAAGGCUUGAGCUUACAGUCCCAGUUUGGUGGUCAGCUGGCGGGACUGAGGCUUAAGAUGAAAAAUGUUCCCAUGACCAAAGAAAUAAGAGGAACCAUGUGGCACAGCUGGUCAUGGCUACACGACAGAGGCCUGCCAUCUAAUAUAGAGGGUCUUUGCUCCAUCCAAGGAACCUUUUCUCAGCAUCAGUCCAGGGCUCAGCUCACUGUGGAGGGACACAAGCUGCUCACAUCUGGCUUGAAUUUCAGUGGCACCAAUGGACAUUUGUCUGUUCUCCUCUCCUACUCUCCUCCAGCUUUCAAUCAAACAAGAACUCAAUGCAAUCUGGACGCCGUCCUCACUGCUCAGUUCAAAGGCCCUCUGAGGAGCUCCUUAUUAGACAUUCGAAGCCAGGAUUGGAGGGUCAGAGCGGUUGGGGAUGUUGGUGGUUGGGGCUCACAUGGAGGGACUAAGGAGGCCAGAAUCACACUGAAACAGACAGUACAGGGACAAGCCACUCCUGCUUUUCAGGUGGAGGCCUGGGGAAGACUUACUGAGUCACAACUGAAGUGCUCCAUGGCUGUAAACCCUGAACUCAGCACCUCACUUGCACUCAUUGUCCAGGGACACCAUGUCCCUCAUAGCAAGGACCUGAUGGUGAAGGUGGUCCAGAAUGUCCCCACAAUGCUGGUCUACCUGCCUUCUCAACUCAAUGUCCGAACUCAGUUGAACCACUCUCAGUCCACUUUGGUGGGUUUGGUGGAGGUGAUGUCAGGCAGGAGGAAGCUGUGGGCUGUUGGAGAGCUGGCAGCGAUAGAGAGCGGAUACAGGCAACUUCUAGAGGUCAAAAACUCGUACCCACAGUUGAAGCCACUCCCCAGGACUGCUGCAGUGAGGACAGUGUAUGAGACUCAGAAAUGGAGCUACCAAGUUCAGCAAGCUGCUGUGUGGGGCAGCCAGGAGUUCAGCUUGUCUGGCCUGUACUCUGCUCCACCAGCACUGGAGAUGGGAAACCAGACAAUCAAGGUUCAGAUCACCUGCAUCCCCCGUUUGACUAGUUUGGAUGUGACGCUGGAGCGUUCGCUACAUGCAGGACUGGAUAGUGUUUUGCUGGACUGGAUGAGGCAUGGACAACUGGAGCAGGUCAGAGUUCUUAGCUCGUGGAGUCGCUCGGAGGACAUAAAUACAACCAAACUGGAGCUGAAACAACCAUUCACCUCUGCGCUCAGACACCUGUCGCUGCACACACUGACGCAAAGCUCGCAUAGAGACCGACGCAGCAGCCGCCAGGCCCAUUUGUCAUGGGAUGGUGCGGUCCCUGUCAACGUUUCUCUCAGCCUGAACAAACAGUGGCAGACCAAUUCCAGCAGGGGGCAGGCGUGCGCUCUGUUUACAGCCCAACAGAUGGCUGUGUCUUCUGUUAAAGGAUGUGUCUCAAUGGCACACGAGGGGAACUCAUUUUUCCAAAAUGUAGAAUUAAGAUGGGACAACAGGAGCCUGAAGCAAGGCAUAAAGUACCAGAAAGCUCACCGGGGAAUGCACAGCCUUCAGGUUAAUGUUGGCCUGGACAGAGUCUCUCCAGCUCCCUGUCCCUCACACACACUACUGGCCAAAGUUCAAACCAACCUCAGGGACCGCUUAGAGCACACUGUGCUGCUGGGCCUCUGUCCUCUACAGCCUACUCUGUCGUGGUCAGGAUCCCACAGAGUGAACUCAGGCGAGGAGCUGUUUUACACCCAGUCCCAGCUGGCUGUGACAGGGCGACCGUACCACUGCAGCUUCACCCUCGCCCUUACCAACUCCUCCACUCUUCACGGGACCAACAUGUCUCUGUUCUCUGAGUCUAGGAUGGGUAAUUGUAGUGUGGAAGUGAGGGGCAGUGCCCUGUCUCAAGUCAAAGGGUCAGGUCUCCAGGUACAGGCCACACUGGACGGCAGAGAGAAGAUCUGGCUGAACGGUACAGUCGAGGGACGAUGCCUGCAGACUACAGCGGGUCAUAUGAAUGGUCUAGGCCUCAGUGAGGAUCUCACCGUAGCAGGAUGUGUGGGUGUAAACCACAGCUUGACGCUGGAUGUGCAGAAAAGAAGCGGCAGCGGCACAUCUGAAACUCUGGGCAGAGUGUUUCUGGGAACAGCCAAUCAGACACUAAUGCUGAGAGCAAGUGGCUGUUUGGAGAGUCUGACUGCAGCAGAGCAACGGGCGGAGUAUUUGAGCUCUCAGAUACAGAUUAAACUUACGGAGAGAAUCAAGGCAUUGCAGCGUCUCCUCAUAGACUUUAGAAGACAGUCCAGAGACAGUCAGCUGCUGCAGGAGCUGAGCGCUCUGCCUCUCCAUGUUUCACAGCAAGCAGAGGCUCUGCUGGGGAAGAAAGAAAGAGGCGUGCUGGCUCUGUGGCAGAGGAGCCCGCUGCGUCACUUCUUGACCGAUAGCCUGCCACGCUUUCUGAAUCUGCUGCAGCACGCCUCGCUGCUGGGACAGCAGGAACUUAGGAGGCCGCUUGCCACUCUGGCGGGUGUGUACCAGGAUGUGAAGGGCCAGAGGCUGGAGGCGAUGUGGAGGGAGGCUGUUCUGCAGUGGAAUGACAAGCUGGUGGAGGUCCUUCCUGCUCUGCUGGAGAACCCUCAGCUCAGACUGCUGUCAGAGGCCGGUGUCACCGCGCUCAGCAUCGCCCUGGAUGUGAAACUUGGACCUAAUGUCACAUGGUCAAGCAAAAAUAUGGCAGGCCAGCAUACCUACCACUGGAUUGAGACCAGGCUGGCGAUGGCUCUGUCUGGAGUCAGAAAACGGCUUGCGUCAGUCUACAAAUUCUUCCCCAGCGAAUGUUCAGUGAUUGUGUCGGUGCCGCUGCCACAGCUGCCCCGGUCAAGGACGGCCAAAGCCGGGCUGAUGGAGAUCCUCCUCGAGGAGUGGAUCCUGAGACCUCUGCUGACCCUCGCCUCUGUCAGACCCACUGCCGAACUCUACCGCCUCAAGAGGAAGAUCAUGGACAGCCCCUUCACACACCAAGCUCUGUUGGUGGCAGAUCAGUUCGUAGUGACAUUUGACGGUCACUUGUAUGAGCUGCCAGGUUCGUGUCCACUACUCCUGGCCCGAGACGUCGGCCGCGACCCGUCGUUCACGCUGCUGCUCGGCACAGACACGCAGAACCUCCUCCUGAUACAAAUGACUAACCACACCGUCAACGUUCAGCGCAACGGGCAGGUGAGGACCGACUGCAGCGGCGCCGUCAGCCACACGUUUCUCACUGAUGAUGGAGUGACAGUCAGGAAAGCAUCAAACGCGGUGCAAGUGUCCAGUCAGAGCGGGAUGUUUGUGUCAUGUGACCUGUCGCUCGAACUGUGCAGCUUCACUCUGGAUGGAUGGUUACAUGGUGUGUCCACCGGUCUGUUUGGGACCAACGAUAACGACGCAGGAAAUGAUUUUCCUAUGUUUGACGGAUCUCAGGCUAAAAACUUGGAGGAUUUUCUCUACACCUGGCAGAUGAAACCUACAUGCAUCAAACCUUCUGCGACAGCAGCCGUCAGUCCAGCGAGCUGUGACUCUUUGUUCUCUUCUCCCGAUUCUCCCCUCAGCUCUUGUUUCAGAGUGGUGGAUCCCAGUCAGUUCCUGUCUGUGUGUAAACUCAGCUCAUCGAGAGCACCCUGCAGAUUAGCAUUUGCUUUCGUUCACCUCUGCCAGCAGAACUACAUACCCAUGGAGGUCCCCGUUCAAUGCAUGAAAGUGUAAAGAAAGGACAAGCUAAUGAAGAGCAAAAAUGGCCAGUUUCUGACCUCUGUGAGCUGCUAUAAUGGACAAAUUUAGUCUUUAUACCACUGUUUGUGCCCCAUUGCCUUCAUACUU
Molecule: messenger RNA, 11346 nt
Organism: Oreochromis aureus
Lineage: Eukaryota; Metazoa; Chordata; Actinopteri; Cichliformes; Cichlidae
Gene: apoltp
Exons: 73
Coding region: 1-11232 (3743 amino acids)
Biological process (GO): lipid transport
Molecular function (GO): lipid carrier activity
Source: RefSeq, a predicted model, not a curated record